AUGACGACUUUACUCAGCCAUAAAUGCUGGUCUAGCGCACCAUCUCCCUUCUGCCACCGAUCAACCAUCUCCCUUCUGACACCCAGCAACCAUCUCCCUUCUCCCACCGAUCAACCAUCUCCCUUCUGCCACCCAUCAACCAUCUCCCUUCUGCCACCCAUCAACCAUCUCCCUUCUGCCACCCAGCAACCAUCUCCCUUCUGCCACCGAUCAACCAUCUCCCUUCUGACACCCAGCAACCAUCUCCCUUCUCCCACCGAUCAACCAUCUCCCUUCUCCCACCGAUCAACCAUCUCCCUUCUGCCACCCAUCAACCAUCUCCCUUCUGACACCCAGCAACCAUCAUCUCCUUCUGACACCCAGCAACCAUCUCCUUCUGACACCCAGCAACCAUCUCCCUUCUCCCACCGAUCAACCAUCUCCCUUCUGCCACCCAUCAACCAUCUCCCUUCUCCCACCGAUCAACCAUCUCCCUUCUCCCACCCAUCAACCAUCUCCCUUCUGACACCCAUCAACCAUCUCCCUUCUCCCACCGAUCAACCAUCUCCCUUCUGA
Acanthosepion pharaonis is the source of this 555-nucleotide messenger RNA. NCBI's taxonomy places the organism in Eukaryota, Metazoa, Mollusca, Cephalopoda, Sepiida, Sepiidae. The record is from the annotation of a GenBank genome assembly.